Pestalotiopsis fici W106-1 is the source of this 1434-nucleotide messenger RNA. RefSeq lists its product as uncharacterized. The coding region runs from base 1 to 1434 and encodes 477 amino acids. Lineage: Eukaryota; Fungi; Ascomycota; Sordariomycetes; Amphisphaeriales; Sporocadaceae. The transcript is spliced from 3 exons. The record is from RefSeq and is a predicted model, not a curated record. Gene Ontology annotation, molecular function: oxidoreductase activity; FAD binding.
AUGGCCCCUAUAAUCGCCGAACUUCGAAAUCUCAUUACGAAAGGUGAUGUUUUAGUACCGGGAGAUGAGGGUUACCCGGACAGUCUUCAACGCUGGAGCGCCACUUGUGUUCGUCCUGCAGCACUUGUCAUUCGGCCAGCAGACUCGACAGAAACCAGCGCAGCUGUAAAAUUUGCAACAUCAAACUCAAUCCCGUUUGUUGUUCGCGGCGGCGGCCAUAACCCAAGCGGUGGUUCGUCCUCGGAUGGGGGUAUGGUGAUUGAUCUCAGUCUUCUCCGCUCGGUAUAUGUCCACGAGGAGACACAGUCCGCCACAUUCGGCGGUGGCUGUAUCUGGGGUGAUGUCGACUCGGCAUUAUGGGAGAGGGGCUAUGCAACUGUUGGUGGCACUGUCAGUCAUACCGGAGUGGGCGGUUUGAUCCUCGGCGGUGGCUAUGGAAUGCUGACCGGACGAUAUGGUCUCAGUAUUGACUGCCUCAUCAGCUGUGAGGUCGUCUUGGCAAACGGCGACGUUGUUACUGCAAACGAAGGCGAGAACCCUGAUCUCUUUUGGGCACUACGUGGUGCGGGCCAAAGCUUUGGCGUCGUGACAUCGUUUACCUCGCGCAUCUUUCCGCAGGGAGAAGUCUGGGGAGGCGUCGUCGUCUGGCCGCUAUCGGCCAUACCGCAAAUCGUGUCGUUCAUGAAUGACUUUGUCCGCAAGACGAAUGGCGACCAGUACAUGAUGCCGAUGCUGGCAUGUCACCCAAAGACGCUGGAACCAGUCAUUGCGGCAUCAUUAUUUUACAACGGCGACAAGGAAUCCGCCGAGUCGUUUUACGCUCCAGUCCUGGCGCUUGGCAAGGUGAUGGAUCAGACGGCCGUCAUCCCGUACCCAAAGGCCAACACAUUUCCCGAGCCAAAGGUUCCUCACGGCAAGCGAUACUUGUUUAGUGGAGCCAACUUUCUGUGCCCGGUGGAUGUUGAUCUGAUACAAAAGGCAUCCGACAUGUUCCACGCACUGCUUUCCAAGCCCGGGAAUGAAGAAUUGAAAGCACGGAGCAUGGUGGGAUUCGAGCUCACACCGCACACCAAAGUCCGAUCCGUCCCUACAAGUCAUACGGCAUUUGCAGGCCGAGGGGGCACCGCAUACAAUGUCAUCAUUGUGAUAUCGUGGGAUACCGAGGAGCGAGACAAAGAAGCCAAGAGAAUCUGCGCCGCGAUUGCCGGAUUCAUGAAGGAAAAUGGAUGGAAGGGUGAUGAAUCUGGCGAUCGCGGUGGUACAUACUACAAUUACCUAAACCCCGUCGUGGAAAGCGACCGCGCCUUUGUCAAGGCUGAUCGUGUAUUUGGGCCAAACGUCGAAAGGCUUCGGCAACUCAAGACAGUUUACGACCCUAACAACGUCUUUAGGAAGGCUGUCAAUCUUGUUCCCGCCUCUCAUACCGAUUCUUGA